GUUGCAAACUUGGGUCAUAAAUUACACUGACUUUAAAAUUUUUUUUUCUAGUUAUUAAAUUAAAAAUGGUUUAAAUAUGUAUAAAGUGAAAGUGUACAGUCGUCACUAUCCUAUAACGUUUGGGUUAACUACUUUCAUUUUCCUUCUACUAUACAGGAAUAUUAAUCUAUCUUAAGACCCUCGUUUUCUCGGAAACUAUUUACUUUUACGGGAAUUUAUUUUCUAGAAUAUUUAAGAAACAAACUGUUUUUUAAUUUUAUAUUUACAUUAUUUUUGGGGAUAAAACCACUACUUCAUUUUUAUUUUCAAGUGAUAACCUAUAUUGAAAAUUCCAUGAAUACAUGAAGUAUUAGUUAAAAUAAAUUCUGAUGUUAACAUUUUUUAUUUCCUUCGAUCCGUUGACGAGAUAUUCCACUUUUAAGUUUAUGUAAAGGGAGAGUGGUUGUCCAUUAUUAACACGCUGCCCGCUGUACCACUACACGAAUGAUAUUCCACUACUCUCUUUCAACCAAUUUAUAAAAGUGGAAUGUCCUGUCUAUGGAUUGACUGAAAUCAAUAAUUUCAACAAAAAAAUUUAUUUUAAAUAAUACCCUAUUUAUUUAUGGAAUUUUAAAUUUAGGUUGCCAUUUGAAAAUUAAAAGUAGGUAGUGGUUUUGCUCUAUAAAUAAGGGUAAUAAAAAGUUACGUAAAUUUAAAAUUGUAGAUUACUUGGUUUCUUUAAUAUUCUAGAGAACAAAUUCCGGUAGAGUAGAUACUUUUAAGAUAAUGAGUGUCUUAUGAAAGAUUGAUCACUACAAGCAUCUAUCAAUACUAUCAAUACAAUGUAUUCUAUAAUGAAUGCUACGAGUUUCGUAUCUAUUAGGAUAAGGUCUAAAUUUCUGGUCUCCUUAUCUGCAAUCUUCAUCAAUCAUGGUUAUAGAAAGAAUCACAAUGUUUAUAACCUUAAAUAUUUUGACUGUUAACUGAAUGUAGAAUUUUGUUUUUUAUACUAUAAAUGACAUACGGAUCGUGUGAACUCGCCUAUGCUACAUAGUACAUUGCUACAUCUAGAAACAGCCAUCAACAUCAAAAACAGUACAGAGUAAUAAAGAAUAGUACAAUUACUCUAUUUUAUACCAAGUAAAUCAAAUUAUUAGCAUUUAAAAUUAAAAAAUAUAUAAAAUAUCAACUUAAAGUGUCUCAAAUCGUUAAUAAUUCUGAUUAAUGGUAACUUUAUUGUUGUAGUUAGAAUUAUUGGUUUUGGGUGUAUUUAUUUUAGAAUUUUGUGUAUUCAACAUUGCUGUACCAAGUUCAUAUUGAUUAAACUAAUAUUUGUAUAAUUAUCUUCAUUGGACUAUGUAUUUUUUUUUAAAUUUAGUUUCAGUUUGCACAAUUAAAAUAUGUCUUAUUCUACAUUAAAAAAAGCCCUACAAUUAUUCGAAGACCCGAUUUCUUGUAAAAACUCAAAUCCACAAAAACCAGGUAAUUUAUUAUUUAAAUACAUAAUACCCAACUUGAAUUUUGUUGUUUUUUCAGGCAAAAAAUUGCAUAGUUUCCUUAAAAAGUCUAAGGGUAAAUCACAACACGCCAAAAAUAUUUUCAAGGUACAAAAUUAUUCAAAAACAGAUGCUGGAAAGUCUGUUCAAAAACUCAAGGAUCAAAUAAAAAAUGAAAAGGACUUAAAUUUAGUGAAAAUAAAUUUGGAUCGUUUACACAAAUUAGAUAGAACAAGUUGUGUAAAUAAUAUUGGAUCAAACUUGGUAUGUACCUAAACAGAUAAACAUUUUAUUAAUUGCAUAAAUAUUGAGAAUAAUUUUACCCAC
Cinara cedri is the source of this 1802-nucleotide messenger RNA. The record is from the annotation of a GenBank genome assembly. NCBI's taxonomy places the organism in Eukaryota, Metazoa, Arthropoda, Insecta, Hemiptera, Aphididae.